AGUGCCUAACUUAGUACGGUACAUAUUAUAAUAACUGCAUGUGGUCCUCACAAUUGGAUGAGUAACUGUUGCUCGAAAUAUUGAAGGUGCUUGUUAUAAAAUCGGAACAAACAAGGAUAAGAUUUGCAAAGCUAUCCCCUUAUUCCUCAUUCUUUACUUCUUGCCUAUUCCUUCAUCCAGAGUGACUUAAAAGAAGAAGAUAUAUCAAAACCACCACACUUACUCACUAGGUGAUUUCUACGUGAUUUCUACGUGAAGCCAUCACCAGUCAAGACAGAAGGAAAGGUGAAAAAGGUGAAAGGGGAAGAAGAAGGAUAAGAAAGGGGAAAAAGCGAAGAAAGUGAAAAAACAAAAAAGAAAGAAGAAGAAAAUAUGGCCUCAUUAGAUAUCAUUGAUCACUCCCCUCAUCAUCCCGAUCCUUCACCACCUGUCUCCACGGCCUCAAAUUUAAUCCUCAUAGACAACUAUGACUCCUUCACCUGGAAUGUAUACCAAUACCUUGUCCUAGAGGGUGCCGCUGUUACCGUCUACCGGAACGACCAGAUCACCCUCAACGAGUUAAUCGCCAAGAACCCGACCCAGCUAGUCAUCAGCCCCGGUCCGGGUCACCCCAUCACAGACUCGGGUAUUAGCCGCGAUGCUAUCAAAUACUUUGCAGGAAAGGUCCCCAUACUUGGUGUUUGCAUGGGCCAACAAUGCAUUUUUGAUGUAUACGGCGGCGACGUGAAGUCUGCCGGCGAGAUCCUCCAUGGAAAGACCUCGCCAUUAGCUCAUGACUCUAAAGGCGUCUAUGCCGGUAUGGCUCAGGGCCUCCCCGUCACUAGGUACCACUCACUGGCAGGCACUCAUGUGACUUUGCCCGAAUCCCUCGAGGUCACCUCCUGGAUACCUAAAGAUGAUGGUUCCAAGGGCGUCAUCAUGGGCGUGCGCCACAAGCAGUACACUGUCGAGGGCGUCCAAUUCCAUCCCGAGAGUAUCCUGUCUGCCGAUGGCCGAGUCAUGAUCAAGAACUUCCUGCAUAUGCAAGGGGGUACUUGGGCGGAGAACGAGCAGUUGUACAAGGAGGCGCGCGCCGACGACGUGAAGAACGGCGUCGGCCAUCCGUCAUCAUUGUCGGCCCCGAAAAAGAAUAACAUCCUACAGCAAAUAUACGUCCGUCGAAAAGAAGCUGUAGCGGCCCAGAAAGAGAUCCCAUCCCAUCGUCCGCGAGAUCUCGAAGCUGCUUAUCAACUCAACGCUGCGCCGCCCCUAAUCUCAUUCGUGGAUCGCCUGCGGCAGAGCCCCUUUGAUAUAUCCUUAAUGGCCGAAAUCAAGCGUGGCUCCCCGUCAAAGGGUAUAUUUGCCCUCGACAUAGACGCUCCGUCGCAAGCCAAGAAAUAUGCGCUCGCAGGCGCCAGCGUCAUUUCCGUUCUCACAGAACCCGAUUGGUUCAAAGGUAGCAUCGAAGACCUCCGCGCUGUGCGGCAAGUGUUAGACAGCAUGCCCAACCGACCAGCCGUGCUACGGAAAGAAUUCAUCUUCGAGGAGUAUCAGAUUUUGGAAGCGCGGCUUGCGGGUGCCGACACGGUGCUCCUCAUCGUAAAGAUGCUAGAUGUAGACCUGCUCACACGCUUAUACCACUAUUCGCUUUCCCUAGGUAUGGAGCCUCUAGUCGAGGUCCAGAAUGCGGAAGAGAUGGCGACGGCCGUUAAGCUUGGCUCCAAGGCUAUCGGGGUGAACAAUCGAAACCUAGAAUCUUUUGAGGUUGACCUUAGUACCACGAGCAGGUUGCGUAGCCUAGUUCCCAAGGAGACUAUCAUAUGUGCGCUAAGCGGUAUCAACACCCAUGACGACGUUGUAGCCAACCAUAAGGAUGGCGUCAAUGCCAUCCUAGUAGGGGAAGCCAUCAUGCGAGCUCCCAACGCCUCGCAAUUUAUCCAACAAUUAUGCGCAGGUCGCACCACAGCCACCGAACUCAAGCCCAAGCCCGGACCUUUACUCGUAAAGAUCUGCGGGACCCGUACCCCCGAAGCCGCGAUCGCGGCUGCCGAGGCCGGCGCGGACUUGAUCGGCAUGAUCCUCGUCCCGGGACGGAAACGCACUGUGAUUGACGAUGCUGCCAAAGCCAUUUCCAAGGCAGUCCACUCCUUCUCCCGACCCGCGUCCGCAUCACCCGCUGCCAUACCUAACAAUUCCGCGAGCGACUUCUUCGCCUCGGCGGCUCGCAAACUGGCCUCUCACGACCACACGCGCCCCCUCCUGGUCGGUGUCUUUCAAAACCAGUCACUCGAUGAGAUACUUGCGCUUCGUGCGCGCUACGACCUCGACAUCGUGCAGCUUCACGGUCGCGAGCCCGUAGAAUGGGCCCGCGCCAUCCCCGUUCCCGUGCUACGGCGCUUCGCACCUGGCGAGCCUGGUAUCGGGGCCCGGGGGUACCACGCUGCUCCCCUCUUCGACUCAGGUUCCGGAUCGGGCCAGGUCCUAGACGCAGUUGAUGUCAAAGCUGCACUAGCUAAGGAUGAAGAGUUGCGAAUUCUGCUCGCUGGUGGUCUGACCCCGAACAAUGUGACCGAGGUUGUCAAGGCGGCUGGCGAAGAGGGAAGUAGGAUUCUAGGAGUAGAUGUAAGCAGUGGGGUCGAGAGUGAGGACGGUCAGCAGAGUCUAGAGAGGAUACGGGAAUUUGUGAAGACGGCGAAAGCAAUUAGAUAAGAUGAACGAAAACCAAACAACAUAGAGUCACGUAUCAGGCGAACGAGGAUGAUGUUCCCAAGAAGAAAACUUAUAGGCCGGAUGGGGCGGGGAUGGAUGGAUGGAUGGAUGGAUGAGUUAAAUGCUAGGUAUGGAAAAGUGAAUCGUGUUAGGUAGUAGCUAACUAAGUCGUCUAAAAUCUCGAACCCCUUUUGCUUGGGUUUGUUCAUUACUUCGUGAUCCUAAUACUGAGGUUUGCAAUACCAUUGUUUUCAACUCCUUAACAAGCGGUCUCCUCCCCCCUUUUCUUUCUUUCUUCCC
This is a messenger RNA of Hypoxylon fragiforme, 2988 nucleotides long. Its product is annotated as indole-3-glycerol phosphate synthase-domain-containing protein. Gene Ontology annotation, molecular function: phosphoribosylanthranilate isomerase activity; anthranilate synthase activity; indole-3-glycerol-phosphate synthase activity. Gene Ontology annotation, biological process: L-tryptophan biosynthetic process. Lineage: Eukaryota; Fungi; Ascomycota; Sordariomycetes; Xylariales; Hypoxylaceae. The transcript has 2 exons. The record is from RefSeq and is a predicted model, not a curated record. Bases 373 to 2688 code for a protein of 771 amino acids. Gene Ontology annotation, cellular component: cytosol.